This is a messenger RNA of Malassezia pachydermatis, 1614 nucleotides long. RefSeq names its product auxin-resistance protein. Gene Ontology annotation, biological process: protein neddylation. Gene Ontology annotation, cellular component: cytoplasm. Lineage: Eukaryota; Fungi; Basidiomycota; Malasseziomycetes; Malasseziales; Malasseziaceae. The record is from RefSeq and is a predicted model, not a curated record. Gene Ontology annotation, molecular function: NEDD8 activating enzyme activity. The transcript has a single exon. The coding region runs from base 1 to 1614 and encodes 537 amino acids.
AUGGCGUCCCAGCCAGACCGACAUACGCAGCGGUACGAUCGCCAGCUUCGUGUGUGGAACAAGGCCGGUCAGGAGGCACUGGAACAUGCGCAUGUGCUUGUUGUAGGUGCAUCAGCCCUUACAAGUCACAUCCUGAAAAACUUGGUCCUGCCUGGCCUUGGCACUUGCACGAUCUGGGAUGAUGCCGUUGUGACGCCUGACGACGCUCACUCAAAUUUCUUUUUAGAGCCAUCGAGUAUUGGAAAACCAUAUGCCAGCGAGCUUGCACGGCUACUAGGUGAGCUUAACCCUGCCACACGAAUGUUAUCGUGCAUCGAGGCCCCGACCUCGCUUCUUUCGCGCGACAAAUCGUUCCUAGCCUCGCUCUCAUUGCUCGUGUGCGUCCGCCAGCCACGCGCUAUGGCCGAAAAUCUGGCAGAUAUCGCAUGGAAUGUAUCACCCUCGAUCCCUGUACUCGCUACAUGGACCUCAGGGUUUCAGGGUUUAGUCUGUGUGUCUCUCGGCGAGCUGGGCAUUGUGGAAACGCACCCUGAAUCGCUCAUGGACUUGCGCCUUACACGUCCAUUUCCUGCGCUGGAAGCCUACGCAAGCGACUAUACGGCCGAUACACACGAUACCCUGGCGCAGAGUCAUAUUCCCUAUGUGGUUCUGCUCCUGCAAGCGCUGGCGGCGUGGAAAAAGGACCAUGCCGGCGCGUAUCCUACUAGUUCGGAACGCCGUGCAUUCAUCUCGCACGUGGAGGCCUUCCGUACGCCUGGCGCAGAUACAGAAAAUGUCGACGAAGCGUUGGCGGCGUUGGCUCAGCAUGUCUGGCGCCCUAUCCAGUCGUCCGCGGUCCCGGCCGAUGUCACAGCAUUGAUGGACGAUUGGCGCUGUCGUCAGCUAUCGCCUACCACGUCGCCUUUUUGGCUCCUGGUGGCGGCGUUGCAGGCCUUUGUGGCACAGGAAGGGGUGCUGCCAUUGCCAGGUACACUUCCAGAUAUGAAGGCCACAUCGUCAGACUAUGUAUCCCUGCAAGCUGUGUAUGCGACCAAGGCGCGUGAAGAUGUCGCCCUCUUUGAGUCACUGCUGGACCAUGUGCUCACACGUGCUCAGACCACAAGAGAGGAGGCUGGCCUAGAUGCACACACUGUCAAGACAUUUGUGAAGCAUGCUGCUGUACUGCAGCUCAUUCGUGGACGUCGACUGCGUCUUCAACGGACGGAGCCGAACAUUGGCGCCUUAACAGCGGCGUUUGCCGAUCCCGUGAACCCUGUUACAGCACAAUACUACGUAGCCUUCCUGGCUGCCGACGACUUUUAUAUGGCCAUGCAACGGUACCCGGGCCAAGCGCCCGGUACGGUCGAGACGGACGCAGCUACCUUGCUGUCGUACGCCAAAACGUACGCGUCUCGCCUUGAUCUCGCCUUGUCUGACGCAGAUUGGGAUCGUGUGCAAGUGGCGACGCAGGAAAUCGCACGUGGCGCAUGGUCCGAUACGCCGUCCACUGCCGCCUUGGUGGGCGGCUUGGUGGCGCAAGAGGUAAUCAAAAUCCUCACUGUACAAUAUCUCCCCCUGGACAAUACAUGUGUGUACGAUGGCGUGUCGGCAGCGCUAGGCUCGUUCCGCCUAUAG